GACCCGCCGCAGAGCGAGCAGGGGCUGCGGGAGGACGCAGCGAGAGAGGGGACGGCUGAGUGACAACUACAGUUGUGUGUGGUGUAUUUUAUAACAGUCAGCGAUGUGGAGGCCAUCGAGGAUAUUAUCGGACUCUUAUCUAGUUUGUUUUUGUCGGACAUGAAGACUGCACCUGCCCUUUUGGAUUGACUUUACGCUGUUAAAUUCUCAUGGAGGCGACGGGACGUUUAUUUUGAAAUGUGAAAAUCAAGCUACAGCUUGCUGCGACCCCAUGAGUAAGAGGGCUGCUGAUGACUUUAAUUAGCAGACAGAGGCUACCUAAAGUGUGGGAUCUACAAACUCCAAGACAAAGAAAGAAGAGCCAAUGGCGGUCAUUAUCAAGGAACUAAGUUAACACAACCUCUUCAGUUCUGCAGCUUGAAUAAUGUCAAAUCUAAUUUAUAAAGUCAGUGGGCUAAUGUCCUGCCAAGAGCAUGUUUGCCUCAAACAUGUCAGCCCUCUUCAUACAUUUGGAAGACACAGUGAUGGAGAUUGUUUGCAAAGCUGUUGCACAGAAGCCUCCCAGUUUUUAAUCCUGUGGAUAUAAUGUACAACCCUUCAGCAUGACUUAAUAAACAAGCUCUCCCCAACCCUCGAAUGUUCAGGGAUGGAUCUCAUGAACCUUACAACUGUCAUCGAUAACGGGUUUUUGGACGAGGCUCCGUCGAGCCGCGUCCUGACUGGCUGUUUCCUCUCGUUGCUCAUCCUUACCACCUUGCUGGGAAACAUUCUUGUUUGUGCCGCCGUCAUCAAGUUUCGACAUCUACGAUUGAAGGUCACCAACUUUUUUGUGAUCUCGCUGGCCGUGUCAGACCUCUUGGUCGCCAUCUUGGUGAUGCCGUGGAAGGCAGUGACGGAGAUCGCCGGAUUCUGGCCAUUUGGCUCUUUUUGUGACACCUGGGUUGCAUUUGACAUCAUGUGCUCCACCGCGUCCAUUUUGAACCUUUGCGUGAUAAGCCUGGACCGCUACUGGGCCAUCUCCAACCCCUUCCGCUAUGAGAGGAAGAUGACACCCAGGAUGGCCUAUGUGAUGAUCAGUGUGGCCUGGACGCUAUCUGUGCUCAUUUCCUUUAUCCCGGUGCAGCUCAACUGGCACAAGGCCCAAACUAAAUCUUACGCCCCUGACACAGAGUCCUCCUCAGACUUCAAUGAUACAUCUUACCACAGCCCAGAGAACUGUGACUCCAGCCUGAACAGAACCUAUGCCAUAUCCACCUCCUUCAUAAGCUUUUACAUCCCCGUGGCCAUCAUGGUGGCCACCUACACCCAGAUAUACCGCAUUGCCCACAGACAAAUCAGGCGGAUCUCUGCCUUGGAGCGAGCGGCCGAAAGUGCCAAGAACAGACAUGACAGCAUGGGUGGAGGCUCCAGCAUGUCAGAGUCCGAGAGCUCCUUCAAGAUGACGUUCAAGAGGGAGACCAAAGUGCUGAAGACUCUGUCGGUGAUCAUGGGGGUGUUUGUGUGUUGCUGGCUUCCGUUCUUUAUACUCAACUGCAUGGUGCCCUUCUGUGAGCAGUCAAGCGGAGGGGAGGCUUUCCCCUGCAUCAGCCCCACCACGUUUGACGUGUUUGUGUGGUUCGGCUGGGCUAAUUCCUCCCUCAACCCCAUCAUCUAUGCCUUCAACGCAGAUUUCCGAAAGGCCUUCUCCAUCCUGCUGGGCUGCCAUAGACUGUAUCCAGGAGGCCACAACAUAGAGACGGUCAGUCUAAACAAGAAAUGACUCAUGACUCUCUCACAGCACUGACUCAUCCUUAAUGCUACGAGUCCUAGCGUUCCUGUGCAGGCCGGUCUGAUGGACUUCAAACGAGGACACUGCCCUUUGUGCUGAGUGUGACUGAAGAACACAACGACCCUACAUGUACCUGUGUCUGCAUUAUGCCAGUGGCCCGUCCAUGUGCCGAUGGUCAGAGUGAGCUAGCCGUGCUCACCGUGGUCGCUGCACUGUCUUCAAGGGGGGAGACGCUCCUGAAAGGGGAUUUUGGGGGAUUGAGAUUAAGACUCUUCGCUGUUGUGCCAGGAAACUGGGAGAGCCCACGCCCCCUGUUAAAGAUAAUCCAGUGACUGGGCAGCACACUCCCUAAUGCUGUCAGACACGGCUCUCUUCAAUACCAUCAGACACGUACACAAACACAAACACUGUCAAAACAUGCUCCUCCAAAUUCAGUGUAAAUGCAGCACCCAGCCUGCACUCUACGACAAAUUACAUGACAGCACACGGAAAUACUGUUACUCAUUAAGUUAGCAUCCCGCACUCUACAAGGAGUCCAGUGGAAAAAGCAUCAAACUAAAUUAGGUUCUAACUAGAUGAGCAUGUAGGUAGAGGGUGACAUGUGACUAAAGAUUACAGCACGAAUGAAAGCAUCAGAGUUUACAUACCACUCCAUCCAUUAACGAUGAGGAGUUGACACUAUUGAUGGAAGUGUUUAAUUUUGAAACUGAUCUCAUUGCUGAUACUGCUUCACACUUUACAUCUUAUCCAACUCUUGAUAUAACUUUCAAUCAAAUUUACUCAACAGACACCUCAUACAUUAUUUGUUUUACUGCUUGAGAGUGUUUUAUGGAUGUCCCAUAUUACUUUGUGUGCCCUGUAUUUUUCAUUAACAACGGUCAAUGACCUCCUAAAGGUUUUGCUCGACUUGUGGUGUCCUUGACUUCUAUGCUUACUUGGCAGCUGAUAAAUAAUUGCUAGUAACUGAAUUAUGUUUGGAUAAAUCACUUUCAAUUAGCUCUUCAAAGUAAUACAAAAACAUGGGUGUUGUAUUUAUAGGUUCGGCCAUCAUUCCUAUCAGUUAUGAUGACAGUGUAGUCCCUAAAGUAUUUUCUGACAUAUUUGAACAUUGAUAUGAUCAUUAUACAGCAGCAGCCAGUCUAUCAGACCAGGCUUACACCAGCACACGGUCAGGUCAGAUUAUUUAAACAACUAUAUUUGGAGAUAAAAUGUAAAUGAUGAUGAGAUGUAUAAUGUCACUGAUAAUCCUUGAUCACACAAUGUCUGUAUUCAUUGUUUCCUUAUUUGUGAGCUGAGGGCUUGUUUGAAAUGUUUUGGUCUGAAUAUCUGAGUGGAAGUGUCUUUUAUCUCGUCAUUUCUAUUUUUUUUUUUAGCAAUGUCCAGGUGUUUCCAAAUCUCAGCAGUUAAAGAAAUGGUAAUCUGGGAUCAACAUCCAUGAACUUGACACAGAGGAACCUGGUGUGUUUAACUAAAACUUGGUCAGACUUUGGAUAAUUCAAACGAGUAUCAUGAGUAAAUUAGAGACUUUAAGAGAUUCUGGUGGUAUAAUCGGUCUUAAUCCCUGACAUUUUGAACUUUUCCCUUACCUCAUUACCUACAAUAUUAUCAUGACAUAAAGAUAUUAUGGAUGAAUCUUUUCAAGACCAAAGAAAGAGACUCUGAAGUAUUGAGUAAGCAUUGUAUGUUGGACUGUGAAGAACAGGAUGUAUUGCCAUCAUCAUCAACAGUUACCUCUUAUUUGAUGUAAAGUAUUUAUUUUUGUAUGUGCUAAAUGGCGUCAUCACUUACCUAUGGUGAGCAUUGAUGACACAAACAAAGCUGUAGGUGGUUGUACUUGGCUAAAAUCUUUUUAGAAGUUGUUAUAGAGGUCUGACAAAUAAAUACUGUAUUAUGUUACAUUCAUAA
Messenger RNA from Gymnodraco acuticeps, 3673 nucleotides. RefSeq names its product dopamine receptor D1a (gene drd1a). Gene Ontology annotation, molecular function: G protein-coupled receptor activity. The transcript has 2 exons. Gene Ontology annotation, biological process: adenylate cyclase-activating adrenergic receptor signaling pathway. The record is from RefSeq and is a predicted model, not a curated record. Gene Ontology annotation, cellular component: membrane. Lineage: Eukaryota; Metazoa; Chordata; Actinopteri; Perciformes; Bathydraconidae. The coding region runs from base 647 to 1759 and encodes 370 amino acids.